UCCUCUUCUUCUCUCUUUCCCACCCUUCAGAAAAUAUGGCCGUCGAUUUCUUGGGCUAUAGAAACUUCUCCUCCGCAAAGCUCGAAGAAAACGCCGUCGUCCAGGAAGCCGCCUCCGGCCUCGAGAGUGUCGAGAAGCUCAUCAGGCUGCUCUCGUCAUCAUCCUCCCAGCAGAAGCAGGAGAAUAAAUACAUGGACUGCACUGCCGUCGCCGACGCCGCCGUGUCCAAGUUCAAGAAAGUUAUCUCCCUCCUUGGCCGGACCCGCACAGGCCACGCCCGCUUCCGGCGAGCCCCUCUGGUCCCCACUCCUACCUAUUCCCACGACUCCGUCAGCCCAAUAGAAUCUUCCUCCACUCGGGUCUACCAUGCCACGCCGAUCCAGCAGAUCCCUCCUCCGCCGGUGAUGCAUAACAUGGAGGGGACUAGAGACUCGUCGACUAAUAUUAACUUCUCCUCGUACUCCUCCGCUGCGACGGCAUCGUUUAUGUCGUCGUUGACGGGGGACUCAGACAGCAAGCCGCCCAUGUCGUCUUCCGCUUUCCAAAUUACGAAUAUGUCCCAGGUCUCUUCCGCCGGAAAGCCGCCGCUUUCUUCGGCUUCCAUGAAACGCAAGUGCAGCUCCGACACCUUGGGCUCCGGUAAAUGCAGCGCCAGCUCCUCCGGUCGCUGCCAUUGCUCCAAGAAAAGAAAGCUGAGACUGAAAAGGGUCGUGAGAGUUCCGGCAAUAAGCUUAAAGAUGGCUGAUAUUCCACCGGAUGAUUACUCUUGGAGAAAGUACGGACAGAAACCGAUCAAGGGUUCACCGCAUCCAAGGGGCUACUACAAGUGUAGCAGUGUGAGAGGGUGCCCGGCUCGUAAACAUGUAGAGAGAGCUUUGGAUGAUCCAUCAAUGCUAGUAGUGACAUACGAAGCAGAGCACAAUCACACUCUCAACAUAGCAGAAGCUUCAAAUCUCAUCCUAGAAUCGAGCUAGAUCAACUAAAGCCUUCGUCUUUGAGCUUCUUCUUAAGAGGGAAAUCAAUGGUAGAUGUAGUAGUAGUAGUAGGUAGUAGUGGUGGUGGUGUGGUUUUUACAGGAGCUGGGGAUCGGACUGGCGAUGGAUGAGUUUGGUUAAUCAAUUAGUUUCAUGAAUCGAAAUCAUUAUCCUGUAAAAUAUGGGAUCCUCUUCUUUCAUCUCUGAUCCUCUUCAAACAAUGUGAAUUAUUUAGUUCUUAAUUUAAACAAAAAGAAAUGACAAAUGGUGGUGGAUUUGGUGAUCUAGUCUGAAAAAGAGAAAGUGGGUGUUUUUAGGUUCUGACUGAUAUUUUUAGCUUUCUAUUUUAUCGUUGCUUUUGCUUUGGUUCUUCUUCCUUGGAUGCCUAGUCUACUAUGCUUUUCUCCUCCAUUACCCUAACCAGAAAGCUUUCGUCAAAUCAAAAGAAACAGUGAGUGAAAUGGACUAGGUCAAAGAAAUGAUAUAGAAGUGGACCAAUAUGUCGUAUUAGUUACGGUUGACCAAAGCAAUUUGUGGGGUUGGAGAGUUGCCGGAUCCAAACGGCUGAUUUCUUGCCACAAUUAUUAGCAAGAGUUUAGACUUCUGCAAAUUCUCCCAAACCGCGUGUAACAUACUUCAGGUACUUUCCGAUAUCUUCUCACUCACCGUUUUGGGAGCUAGUUUACAAUUGGUGUAUUGGUAGUUUGGUACGUUAAGUUUUGUCUGUAGAUGAUAUCAGAUUAGGAGAAGGUGGGAAAUGGGUUGAGAGAGGGAAAGAGAGGCUUUUAUAAAUGCAAAACUGUUGGUCGGUGUUUGGUUUAUGGGAAAAGGUUGGGAUGAAAUGGGAGGGAAAUUGGAGGAAAAUGGUUGUGGCCUACAAAAGGGAUUCAAAGCCCUCCAGACAAAGGUGUUGGACCUAGUAGCAGAAUUAAUGUUUUCAAGUCAAACAUUGUGGCUGCUUCAAUUAUUUUCAUUUUCUUGUUUGUAUAUGCCUUGGUGUGGAAGCCAGAUCUGUAAGUGGGGAGAAAGAUUGACGCCCAAGUCAAAUUUUGUGGGUGUGAACAUGAUUAUUUGGAGCAAUUUCUGGGGACCCUUUGUUGUAAUGUUCACAAAUUUGUUCUUGUUAGGUUAUACUGUUAUAGUCUCCAAAAAUUGCCUUGAUACGAAAGCAUGGUCCUCCAAGGGUACUCCAUCGUUAUUGACUCAUCAUUCACAUGUGGUUUGCCUCGCACACAGUAAUGAGUCAUCCAUCUGUGCACCGCAAAGUUUACAUGAGGAUGGACACUGAU
Molecule: messenger RNA, 2263 nt
Organism: Argentina anserina (silverweed cinquefoil)
Lineage: Eukaryota; Viridiplantae; Streptophyta; Magnoliopsida; Rosales; Rosaceae
Product: probable WRKY transcription factor 15
Exons: 3
Coding region: 36-974 (312 amino acids)
Biological process (GO): regulation of DNA-templated transcription
Molecular function (GO): sequence-specific DNA binding; DNA-binding transcription factor activity
Source: RefSeq, a predicted model, not a curated record